UUAUGUCGGUCUUGCCAUAGUUACGACAGGGAUAGGAGAAUUUGGUAGUUAAAACCGCGGAAAAAUUAUUUUUUUGGCCGCCAAGAAUGAAAUUAUUACCGAUAAAUCAGGUCGCCUUUGACUCUUGUUCAGAGUCUGGAUGAAUAACUCUUUCCAAAGGUGUUUGGACAAACAAAUUCAUUCAUUUUUUCGAGUUGUACGUCAAGUUUAGAAAAUGGCAAUGGCGUCCAAAGCACAUGCUUUUAGCGAAGAUAAACUUGAUCAACACGCUUGUGGUAUAUUCGCCUGCGUUCUCAGCGAAAAUGUGCCCCCAGAGGAUCAGUCAGAUGUAGCCAAGACGAUAUAUCUUGGUCUAGUUGGCCUUCAACACAGGGGACAAGAAAGUGCUGGUAUUGUAACUAGUGGGGUCAACAAGUUUCACUCUUAUAAAGGAAUGGGACUUGUGUCCAAUGUGUUUCAAGAGUCCAACCUGGCCACCCUGAAAGGUAAUAUGGGUAUAGGCCACACCCGUUACUCGACAGCAGGAUCAUCUGAGCUAAUAAACUGUCAGCCAUUUGUGGUUGAUACUAUCCACAGGCAUAUUGCAGUUGCACACAAUGGUGAGCUAACAAAUGCAAAAUCAGUCAGAGAUGAAUUAUUAAAACAAGGAGUUGGUUUGUCCACAAGUAGUGAUAGUGAAGUUAUUACGCAACUUUUAACUGCACGUCCGCCAUGUGGUGAACCAGAAGGAGCUGAUUGGGUGGCAAGAAUCAAAUACCUUGCAUCUAAGACCCAGUGCUCAUACUCACUCGUCAUCAUGACGCAGAACUCUGUGUAUGCUGUUAGAGAUCCCUAUGGCAACCGUCCCCUUUGUGUAGGUAGGAUUGAUAAAUCACGUGAUUUGCCUGAAAACCAAGAAUUGUCUGGUAAUGGUUGGGCUAAUAGCAAUGUCUUCAGUUGGGUCAUAUCAUCAGAGUCCUGCUCCUUCCCUUCAAUUGGUGCAGUUCUUGAAUUUGAAGUAGAUCCUGGUGAAAUAAUCCAAGUAACCUCCAAAGGACCAAAGUCACUUGGAUUUAUUCCUCCAACCAAAGUUGAUGAUAUUCCUGCCUUCUGUAUCUUUGAGUAUGUAUACUUUGCACGAGCUGACAGUGUUUUUGAAGGUCAAAUGGUUUACACAGUGCGUCAGCGCUCUGGUGUCCAGUUAGCUAUAGAGGCACCAGUAGAAGCAGAAGUUGUCAGCACAGUUCCUGAAUCAGCAACACCGUCAGCCAUGGGAUACUCCCAGCAGACAGGGAUCCCAUAUGUGGAAGUACUUACUAAGAAUAGAUAUGUUGGAAGAACAUUCAUUCAGCCGUCUACAAGACUACGUCAACUGGGUGUCAGCAAGAAGUUUGGUCCGUUGACAGAGAACUUUGCUGGCAAAAGAGUAGUACUGAUUGAUGAUUCUAUUGUACGUGGAAAUACCAUUGCACCAAUUAUAAAGCUGUUAAAGAAAGCUGGAGCAAAGGAGGUGCACAUUCGCAUUGCUUCUCCCCCCCUCAAGUAUCCAUGCUACAUGGGAGUCAACAUUCCCACCAAAGAUGAAUUGAUUGCUAACAAACACAAUGCUGAAGAGCUUGCUCUACAAGUUGGAGCUGACAGCUUGCAGUAUCUGAGUGUCGAGGGUCUUAAAAAAGCAAUUCAGUCAGGAAUUCAACUUCAGAAAGAAAGAAAAAUUGGUCAUUGUACAGCGUGCUUGACUGGAGACUAUCCAGUGGAAUUAGAGUGGUAAUAAACCCUAAUGCUAAAAUAGAAAAUUCUUCAUAGGAAUGAUAAACUGGGCAAUUUGUAGCUUGUUUAUGUAAUUAAACUUGAUAACUCUGUGAAAAUUUAAUAAUAAGAACUACUAUAAGACAGUUUGCAGCAUUUUCUAUUAUUUAGUAGUAAAUAAUGGAAAAGCAGUAGAAUUAGUGGGUCAUUAUGUACUAUUUCAUAGCUUUAUUUUGUACUGUAGUCACAGUGUCUGCAUUCUAUUCGAAGAGACAGUGUCAAAUGCUAAUUAUGCUAAUCAAUUUUGACUAAAAUUUGCUUAUAAUGCUGUGCUUAAAGCUGUUAUUGUCAGUAUUAUUUAAAUGUUAGAUUAUUUAUUAAUGAUAGAUGAUAGAAUUGUUUUGAUAUUUAGAAAAUGAAUGUCAUUACAUUGGAACCUGAAUGGAAAUCACAGUAAAGACACCUGUAGCAAAUCUA
Exaiptasia diaphana is the source of this 2205-nucleotide messenger RNA. Its product is annotated as amidophosphoribosyltransferase. Bases 215 to 1750 code for a protein of 511 amino acids. Gene Ontology annotation, molecular function: amidophosphoribosyltransferase activity. Gene Ontology annotation, biological process: purine nucleobase biosynthetic process; purine nucleotide biosynthetic process. Lineage: Eukaryota; Metazoa; Cnidaria; Anthozoa; Actiniaria; Aiptasiidae. The transcript has 3 exons. The record is from RefSeq and is a predicted model, not a curated record.